Dovyalis caffra is the source of this 585-nucleotide messenger RNA. NCBI's taxonomy places the organism in Eukaryota, Viridiplantae, Streptophyta, Magnoliopsida, Malpighiales, Salicaceae. The record is from the annotation of a GenBank genome assembly.
AUGGCGAAUCCAACAACAACAAAACCUCUAUUCACACUCUUAUUGUCUCUCCUGUUGGUGUCCUCAGCAUUCGCUAGCUCCGAUGUUCCCUUCAUCGUCGCUCACAAGAAAGCCACUCUCAGCAGACUCAAAUCUGGAGCUGAAAGCGUCUCCGUCUCCAUCGAUAUUUACAAUCAAGGAUCUUCGACUGCAUAUGAUAUAACUCUUGCUGAUGAGCACUGGCCUCAAGAUAUGUUUGAUGUUGUCAGUGGCAACACUUCACAGUCAUGGGAAAGACUUGAUGCUGGCGGUCUUCUGUCACACUCUUUUGAAUUGGAGGGCAAAGUGAAAGGACUGUUUUACGGUUCACCAGCAGUCAUUACAUUCCGUAUCCCCACAAAGGCUGUCCUACAGGAGGCAUAUUCAACUCCCAUUCUGCCACUUGAUGUCCUUGCAGACAAACCUCCGGUGCAGAAGUUGGAGUGGAAGCUGUUGGCUAAGUAUGGGUCUCUAAUUUCUGUGAUCUCCAUUGUGGUUCUGUUUGUGUACCUGCUCGUUACUCCAUCAAAAUCGAGUGCUGCAAAAGGAAGCAAGAAGAGACGUUAA